AAUAAGCUUUCAAAUAAUUUCUUUACGCGGCCUUCGAAAUAUAAUUGAAGGAAAAGAGACCCAUCGAUAAACCGAAUUUUCCUUGUAAAUGAUAUCAGUAGCCUAUAUUUCCAUUUCUCGUAUUGAACCUGUUCGAAAUAUGUAAAUCUAUUCACGACAAAUUUUUUCAUCACUGUUCGAUUAUGAUGAAGUGAAUCUUCAUUAUGUUUCCGCUUCCUAUAGCUCGUGAAUAAUGUUGCCUACGGAUAAGAUAGUUCAAUUUCUGGUACUGUUGUUUGGAUCCCUCAAUGUCAUCAACAGUGGAAUGGUAUACGGUUGGCCAUCAGCGUCUUUGCCGCAACUUCUUGAUCCUUUGAGGAAUGGCACUGAGAUCAACCUAACGACAUGGCAGGGCUCCUGGUUAGCCAUAGCCCCUUUCCUGGGGGCUCUUCUAACAGCCCCUCUCUCAUUCUCAGCAGCAAGUCUUCUCGGUCCAAAGAAAACGAUAAUCUUCACGUUCUACCCUUACAUAAUCUCUUGGAUAGUCGUCGCUGUAGCCAACAGCUUCGAGAUGCUGUUCUUCGCCAGGUUGAUAGCCGGAAUGUCGGAUAGCUGCAUAUUCAGCACGUUCCCAAUCUACAUAGAUGACAUCUGCAACACCGGAUCCAAAAGAAGGUUCUAUUCCCUAUACCCGAUAAGUUUCGCAUUCGGUAUACUCAUAGUCAAUCUGAUAGCGAACGUAUGUUCGAUAUCGGACACCGCAAUGAUAGCUUCGCUCAUGAUAUUUUUAUCGUUUUCUGGGAUAGUUAUCGUGCCAGAGAGUCCCUAUUUCCUCCUGACAAGAAACGAACCCAAUCAGGCUAGACAAGCGUUGAGGUACGCCAAGAACAAGGAUGAAAUAGAGGAGGAGUACGAGAAACUAAAGGACCAAGUCCUUUCUAGGGGCGAAUCUGAGUUGAGCCUUGAAAAAAUCUUUUCGGUACCCAUCAGGACGAAUCUGGGGAUAGGGAUGAUCCUUGUAUCAGCCCAACAGUUAUCAGGAAUCACACCAAUAGUCUCUUACAUAACCACAGUUCUGAAAGAAACAGACGUACAAUUUUUUUUCGACCCAAGCUUGAGCAUCAUCCUUUUCGCUCUCCUUUUUUCCAUGGCGAUGUUCAGCGCCCUCAUAUCGGACUCGAAAAACGGCAAAAACUUCCUGUUGUGCUCCCUCCUGAUGUCUUCAGUGUCCCUAGUGUCAAUUGGGCUCUACUUUCAAAGCGUCGAUUUCAGAAACGAUUUUUCACUCCUCUCGACCAUACCCAUAGCCGCCCUAUUGAUAUAUACCAUUUUUUACGGGUUGGGCUUGCAGAACAUACCGUACGUUUACAUGAACCGGAUGUAUUCGAGGAAUAUCAAGUCUAAGUGUCUCGCUUUGAUCUACAUGUAUCUAAGUGUCAUCUCUUCUAUCGUCUCUGUGUUUUUCACUUGGUUGAAUGAUUCGAGGGAGAUCUAUUUGGCUUUUUACUGUUUCGGCGGAUGCUGUAUCUUGGGUUUUGUUCUGGUCUUGAUGGCUGUUCCUAGAUGUAAAGACUGGUGCGAAGAGGCUGAAUGGUUGUUGAAGGGUCGUGGGACUGGAGAGCAAAAUUACGAGUUUUUAUUGACCAGUUUUGAAUUGUCAGAUUUCUCCGAGUGAUCAUGCGUCUUUUCCUUGUGUAAAUAUUCGAAUUCUGUGAUACUUUAUCGAUAAAUGAUCGCUUUUCUAUUUUUAAUCUUAUUUUAAUUGUUUCUAUUCAAUUUUUUUAAAUUUAAUUCAAAUAAAAGUUCAAUAUGUAUCUAUUUCCAUAGUAAAAACAAUAUUCCUAAUUCUGCAUAAAUUGAAUCAAAUUGUGUAUCUUUUAUUAUUAUAAUUAUUCUUUUAUAAAAUACAUUUUGAAAGACUAA
Coccinella septempunctata (seven-spotted ladybird) is the source of this 1902-nucleotide messenger RNA. RefSeq names its product facilitated trehalose transporter Tret1-like. Gene Ontology annotation, cellular component: membrane. Bases 233 to 1654 code for a protein of 473 amino acids. The transcript has 2 exons. Gene Ontology annotation, biological process: transmembrane transport. NCBI's taxonomy places the organism in Eukaryota, Metazoa, Arthropoda, Insecta, Coleoptera, Coccinellidae. Gene Ontology annotation, molecular function: transmembrane transporter activity. The record is from RefSeq and is a predicted model, not a curated record.